ACCCAAACUAUAUAGCCGCCGGCGUAUCACUUUACACGUUAAAUGAAAUUGAAAUGGGAACAAAAAAGUAAAAACGUAGUCAAACUCUACCAGCCGACCUUAAAAUAUGACGUCACCUUGACGCCCCGCCCCUCUGAGAUGGGCGGAAGUAGAUGGAAACAGGCCACACCAAUCUGACAGCAAACAUUAACCUGCCUCUGGGGUCCCAAACUCUCCGGACCUGUCUGUUUGUCUUUGAUUCGAAAGUCUUAAUGGUGUGAAAAGAGAAGCUUCGUCAACAUGGUGCACAUUGCGGAGCUCCCGUCGUCACUUUUCGCCUUUCUUCUCCUCCUUGGUGCCUGCCUUGGUGACGCCAGGAACCCGCGGACACCCAGCGUCCCCCCCUCGACGGAGGAAACGGUGGAAACCUACACAAAUUACUAUGGUUACGUAAAACUGACCGGGCUGUUGCAGUCCUUAGCCCAGAAAUACCCCCACAUAGCUAACCUGUCGAGCGUGGGUCAGUCCGUGGAGGGCAGGGAGCUGUGGGUGAUGCGGAUCACCGAGGACCCCCACGGGGACGCACCGGGGAAACCCAAAUUCAAGUACGUCGGCAACAUGCACGGGGACGAGACCGUGUCCAGGCAGGUGUUGGUGUACCUCGUGGAGUACCUGCUGACGAAAUACGGAGAGGAACCGCGUAUCACCGAGCUGGUGGACACCACGGACAUUUACAUCAUGCCCAGCAUGAACCCGGACGGCUUCGAGAAGUCCGUGGAGGGCGACUGCGGGGGCAACGGCGGGGGUCGGAAUAACGCCCGAAACGAGGACCUCAACAGGAGCUUCCCGGACCAGUACGACGGGACAACCGUCAACGCAGACAACGUCCCCGAGGUAGCGGCCGUGAUCAAGUGGAUCCAGGAGAAGAAGUUUGUGCUGUCUGGGAACCUGCACGGCGGCACCGUGGUGGCCAGUUACCCCUUUGAUGACUCUGCCUUGCACAAGCAGCAGGGCUUCUACAGCAAGGCGGAGGACGACAAGCUGUUUCGAUACUUGGCCAUGGUGUAUUCCCAGAACCACCCCACUAUGAAGACCGGCAUGCCCAACUGCCCCGAUUCCCAGGACGAAACUUUCAACAACGGCAUCAUCAAUGGGGCUGAGUGGUAUGACGUUCCUGGUGGGAUGCAGGACUACAACUACCUGCAUGGUAACUGUCUGGAAAUCACAAUGGAGUUGAGCUGCUGCAAAUAUCCCCCUGCUUCUGAGCUCCAUAAGGAAUGGGAUCUGAACAGGGAAUCCCUUCUGGCCUACAUAGAACAGGUCCAUAUAGGUGUCUAUGGUUAUGUGAAAAACGCUGUCGAUGGCGCCGCCCUCUUCAAUGUCAGCAUUGUGGUAGCAAGCAUUCGUCACAACCUGACCACAGGAAAAUAUGGGGAGUACUACCGCCUUCUGCUCCCAGGAACAUACAACAUUACAGCUGCGGCCCAAGGGUACACACCGAUGACAGUCCCCAGUGUUGUGGUCGUGGAGGGCAAAGCCACAGAACUUAACUUUACCUUGGCACCUGUGGUGAAUGAGGGCGUCGCUGCGACUACACACGCCAUGCCGGCCCCCAAUGGUCAAAACCUCCCUUCCACCACCACCAGCCGCCCUGUACUUCCACCCGAACUUCAGCCCGUUCAGCCUCAGGAUUUCCGUCACCACGGCUACUCGGACAUGGAGGUGUUCUUGCGCGACUACAGCAGAAAGUUCUCCUCCAUUGCCCAUCUUUACAGCAUCGGCCGCUCCGUGGAGAACCGGGAGCUCUAUGUGAUGGCUAUCUCGGGCAACCCCAAGGUCCAUGAGCAUGGUGAGCCAGAGUUUAAGUAUAUUGCCAACAUGCACGGUAAUGAAGUGGUGGGCCGAGAGCUAUUGCUCAACCUCAUUGAGUACCUGUGCCAUAACUACGGUACUGACCCGGAGGUCACUAAGUUGGUCAACAACACCCGCAUCCACAUCAUGCCUUCCAUGAACCCCGACGGAUAUGAGGAAGCCACUGAAGGUGAUAUCAAGGGUUACAGAGGACGCAACAACAGCAACAAUUCGGACUUGAACCGCAACUUCCCUGAUCAGUAUUUUACCAGCAAUGAGACCCGGCAGCCAGAAACUAUAGCUGUGAUGAACUGGGUGAAGAGCAUCCCCUUCGUCCUGUCAGCCAACCUUCAUGGAGGCUCCUUGGUUGUCAACUACCCCUACGAUGAUGACAAAGAGGGGCUAUCGCAGUACAGCCGGUCGCCUGAUGAUGAUGUCUUUCAGCAGGUGUCUAGAGCCUACUCACAGGAGAAUCCUCUGAUGCACAAUGGACACCCUUGUAAGGACUUGUACCCAAAUGAAUAUUUUGAGGAUGGCAUCACCAAUGGGGCCAAUUGGUACAAUGUUCCAGGUGGCAUGCAGGACUGGAACUACUUAAACACCAACUGCUUUGAGGUGACCAUCGAGCUGGGCUGUGAGAAGUACCCCUGGAGCAAAGACUUACCAAAAUACUGGGAACAAAACCGGCGGGCCUUGCUUCAGUUCAUUCGUCAGGUACACAGUGGAGUAAAAGGCACUGUCUCUGACAUUAGGGAUGGGACAGGAAUUCCCAAUGCCACCAUUAGUGUGAAGGAUAUUCACCACAAUAUCACCACAGCUGGCACUGGAGACUACUGGAGGCUGCUGGUCCCUGCGACUUACUAUAUCACUGCCUCCGCCCAUGGUUAUAUUCCUUUGGGGACCUACGCCACAGUCUCCAAGGAUCACGUGGAGUUGGUGGAUUUCAACCUGACACGUGUCCGCUCGGAUGCUAAUGGCCAGUCUCCCGUGGGGCCCCAACCCACCCAGACCCCAUCUGAGAAGGCAUUCCAGAGCUUGAUCAAGAACCUCUCUCUAAGCCAGGGUUUGGAGAAGUUGGUCACGAGCACGGCCAUGGAGAGCAGGUUCCGCUACAGGGGCUACAAAGACCUCUCUGGCUUCAUGCAAGGCCUCACACUUAACUUUCCUAAAAUUACGUCUUUGCACAGUUUAGGGCAAAGUGUAGAGUUCCGAACCAUUUGGGGUUUGGAAAUCUCCAACAAACCAGGGGAAGCUGAACCUUCUGAGCCCAAGAUCCGCUUUGUAGCUGGGAUCCAUGGCAACGCCCCUGUGGGCACAGAGCUGCUGCUGGAGUUUGCUGCCCUCUUGUGCAUCAACUAUGGAAAAAACCCAGCCAUAACCAGGCUGAUCAAUGAGACCCGGAUUGUCAUCGUGCCUUCCAUCAACCCAGAUGGACGAGAACGGGCUGUUGAGAAGCAGUGCAACUCCCUCCAGGGCUCGACCAAUAUUCACGGCAGAGAUCUAGACACAGAUUUCUUUGGCAAUGCAUCACAGCAUGUGGUGGAGCCCCAGCCAGAGACCAGAGCCAUGAUGAACCUGAUUCUAGACCAGGGCUACACCCUGUCUGUUGCCCUUGAUGGAGGCUCCCUCGUUGCUACCUACCCUUACGACAAGCCCGUCCAGUCUGUUGAAAAUGAGGUCACGUUGAAGUACUUGGCAGGUGUUUAUGCCAAGAACCACCCUAAGAUACACCUCGGGAACACUGGAUGUUCAAAUAAUGGGCAAAUGGGAAACAUCCCAGGUGGAGUUAUGAGGGCAGCAGAGAGACAAAGUCACAUGGGGAGCAUGAAGGACUUCUCCAUGGACUUUGGUCACUGUCCAGAGAUUACUGUGUAUAGUGGCUGCUGUUUGUUUCCUGCUGCUGAGCAGCUGCCCACACUCUGGGCUGAGAACAAGAAAGCUCUCCUAAGCAUGUUGGUGGAGGUCCAUAAAGGAGUGCGUGGCGUGGUGCGCGACAAGAGUGGGAAGCCGAUUGUUGGGGCAAUCCUUGUACUGAAUGAGGGAGUGAGAGUUUUUACUGGAGAGGGUGGCUACUUCCAUGCGCUGCUGGCUCCCGGCAACCACAACAUUGAAGCCGUUGCUGAUGGCUACCAGCAACAACGUAAACAGGUGGUGGUUUUUUCCAAUGAAGCUGCUAGCUUCAUCAUCAUUGAGUUCGACAUGGACAACCGCAUCCUUGGCCUGCCAAGAGAGUUUGUGGUGGCCGGUGCGGCCGCCUCCAUGACAGCGCUGGUGGUGACGGCGUGCAUCAUCUGGUGCGUGUGUGCAGCCAAAUCCAGUCGUCAAAAAGAUGGCUUCCACCGCCUGCGGCAACACCGAGAGGACUACGACGAUGAGAUCCGGCUCACCUCCAUGGGUUCCAAGAAGUCGCUGCUGGCCCACGAGUUUCAGGACGAGAGUGAAAGCGACGAGGACACGCUGUAUGCCAACAAAAUCUGAGGGCCACUGCACAAAUUUAGCUGUUGGCUUAGUAUUUUAUUUUUGCUCUCUCCCCUUAAAUGUGUCCGACAAGGACCAGUUUGAACGAUAGAUGGCAUCUCUGUCUCUCUUUUAUGACGGAAAAUACAGGAGUGAUGAAGGCUAUUUGUUCUGUUUUAACAACGAGAACUCCUUGUUCGUGCUACUAAAUGGUUACUUUAAUAGCAUUCUGCUGGUGUCUGGACUGAAGGGGCUUGCUCCAUCUCUCCCUGACUGGAUCAGGAGAAAAAGACAAAGACAGGCUGAUAAAAGAGGGAGAGAAAUAAACUUUUCGUCCACUUUGGCCCUCAUCCAUCCUUUAAGCAAGUUCCACAGCUUUUUCACAUGUCCUUCCUGACUGAGGGUUUGCAGCUGAUAAGUCCAAAUGAACGUCUUUCUUUUUUUUAAGAGGCUAUGUAAUGAAGUCUGAAUGGAAGUCCUUAAUAUCACACAUUGUCUCAACUGAUAUCAUGCAUACAUUUCAAUACAGCUUUCAGUUGAGAAGUAAGUUUCCUUUUUCUAAGACAGCAUUUUAUUUUCUACUAAUACAUCUGAAUCCAACACUGUGCCUUGGCUUCUAUAAAGUUUACAGCUGGGUUGGGUUGAGGUAUGUGACGCGAAGCAGCAACAUAAUGAAUAGGUCACAUUUGUUCCGUCCUAUACUCAGGUGGUAUAAAAAUAGAGAAAUUACAAUUAAAGGCUGCUGAAUCCAGUUCCUGCACAGGUGAAUGGAGCCUGGACUUGAUUCAGUAGUUUGGUAUUUUCCCAGUGAGACAAUGUCGUGGCCAGAAUCAUCAUCAUCGUUGCACGAGUGAGCUUCUCAAAAGCUUCAGAGCUUCAGUGGGAAUCUGUUACCGAUUAAAUGCUCGACUGAAGCCCAUCUCAGUAAGUGUGGGCUCUAUUAUAUGCACUGAGUUCACUCGCACCAAAUGGAGAGAAAGGAUUGUCCCAUGUCAUUGGCCGUGAAUAAAUUAACGAGUUUCUGAAUAUGUAAUAAUAAAAAUGAAUGUAUUUGUUGCUUUCCAUUUUUUUGGUUGAUUUCAUGGUAAUUUUAAACCGUCUACAUGGAUAGUUGAGUGUCCCCUGUAAUUUUCUUUUUCGAUUAUUUAACAAGGAUGUGCAUUCUAACCAUUUCUCAUUAAAAGGAAUACCAAUUUUUAGUUUUUUUUUCAAAUUGUUAAUUUGACUUAUCCCACUAAGCAAUACUUAAGCGUGCCGAAGGCUUCUCGGUUGCCAGACGAUUACCGAUCACUGUCUACAGUCACAUCAGAGCCUUAGCUACACAGUUUAAAUGAAUGGUCGAAAGACGACAAUCAAUCAUAAUUCAUUUGACUCGGGUGUAGUGGAAAAAUGCAAAAACACCUAGAAAACUGACCUUUAAGUUGAGUCUUUUAAAACUACUUAUAUAAUUACCAUUGUGUAAAUUUAACAUCCAAUGUUAAUUAAACUCCAACCAUUUGUUAGGAAUGCUGACAGAGCCUAAACAGUUUCUUCGAAAAAAGUCAUAGUCUGGUUCAAAAAUAAUUCAGUAAACUGACAUUUUUUAAAUGAGGAUAUUUCUUAUUAGAAUGCACCAUUUCUGUGCAGGCAUUUAAGGGAGAGUUAUUGGAGGGAGGACAUUUUUACAACAUUGCAUAGAGUUUAACUUGGCGCAUUGUCUUGGACAUUUGAUCUAUACUACCAAAACAGACCAAUCGUUGGGUCUGCACUGGUAAAGUAAAAUUUGGCAGGUCCUGGGAAUGGUGUACAUCUUUCUAAUCAUAUAUAUAUUUAAUAGACUCUUCACUCUUCACUUUUUUUCCAAUUACUUUGAGAGGAAACAUAUUUCUCUUUUUUUUCAAAUUUAGCUGUCCUCAGUAAAGUUAAAAACCCAAUAUCUACAUACAGUUUUGUCCAUUUUUCUUUCCGAUACUUUGUAAGUGAAUGUGUGCAUAUGCAUUUCUAAACUUGAGUGUGUGUCAGGGUCAUAGUGUUGGUGUAAAGAGUUUAUAUGAACUGGAAUCAACUGUAAAUAAUGUUUGAUAAAUGAGAAUGGAAAAUGAAUGCAAUUCAUGUUUUACCAUGAAUCUACAACAAACAUCCAAUAAAAACCUUUGUCUGAUAAUGCCUUGCUAAUGUGGCGGGGCUUUAGGGGACGAUACCAACAACACCACCUGGGGACUUGCACCCCAAGAAAUACAGUCUAACAAUGCACAAAAACUCUUCAAAUAAUAAAAGAAAACACCUAACACCCUA
This is a messenger RNA of Pungitius pungitius (ninespine stickleback), 6561 nucleotides long. RefSeq names its product carboxypeptidase D, a (gene cpda). NCBI's taxonomy places the organism in Eukaryota, Metazoa, Chordata, Actinopteri, Perciformes, Gasterosteidae. The record is from RefSeq and is a predicted model, not a curated record. Bases 280 to 4308 code for a protein of 1342 amino acids. Gene Ontology annotation, biological process: protein processing; peptide metabolic process. Gene Ontology annotation, molecular function: metallocarboxypeptidase activity; zinc ion binding. The transcript is spliced from 21 exons.